AUGCCCCUUUCACUAAAAAGCUUGGUAUCUGAGUCUGAAUCAGAGAGUAUUAAGGUCCAGUUUGCAAAAGUUUUGGAAAAUCAAUUAGCCAAAAUAAGGGCUUUCACCGACUCCUCUUUUGAUGACUUGACCAAUUCGCAUCACACACAUCCAGCCUUAGAAAUCGUGCAGCAGUUUGGUGACAUAACUUCCCAAAGAGCAUUCCAAGCUAAGUUGCAAGAAAUAAAUGAUGAGACACCUUCAUCAGAAGAGUUUGAGUAUUGGGAUCUUGAAACGAAACUUUGGAGACUUGUUGAAGCGUUGUACUCGAUUCGGUUGAGCUCUUCCGCGACUGACAAUGAACUCGAGGACGAAGAAUUGAAAUCAAUCUUGAACUGGUUGCAAGAAAAUUCUGUGGAGCCUACUGUACCUGAUGUUAAGGGUUCAAGCAACAAGUUACUACACACUGGGCUUUCCUUUGGCAGUGAAAACGACAAGAUACUGGUACAACACUUGGAUGCUGACGCACCAUUGAGAAGUAAAAGGAAAUUCGAGCUUGCUGACGAUGAGAAGAACUCAGAGGAUUUUGCAAACAUUUACAAAUUUGUAAUUUUGGGUCAGAUAGGAGCAGCAAUAGAUUAUGCUAAAAACACUGGGAAUUUCACAACAGCAUUGAUUCUUGUUGAAGCACUAGAAGACCGUAACGAGGGAGACAACUUCAGACCGAAAAAAGAACAAAACAGGUCUGCAUGGAUUAGAGUCCUCUACAAGUUGUCUCAAGAACCUUAUUUAAGUCUCUCUGAGAGGUUGAUUUGGGCGUAUUUGAGUGGAGGUGAUAUUGGUGAAAACUUGAGCCGUGCCUCCUCCUCAUACGAGGAAUAUUUGAAUGUGUUGAUCCAAAAACUCCUUGUGAAUCAUGUUUUAACAAAGGAAGGCAAAAGCAAAUUCGAUUACAUUCAUAUCCCUCCACCACAAGCGAGAUCAAUAAGUGAAAUUCUCGAUGUUGUGUCAGCAGCCAAUGGAACAAAGGCGCAAGAGGAAAGCACACAUCCAAUUAGAGUCAUAUCAGGUUCUGUGAUGAUCAACACUGUGGAGUCUAUAAUCGGAUCCGUUGACGAAUACGCUGAUGAGAAUAUCUUUAGAGUAUUGACCCAUUUGGCAAUUUUUCUUGCGUUAGUAAAACCACUACAAAAUCCAGGACAAUUGGGUGAUUUAAUUACCUUGUAUAUCUCAAAGUUUUCCAAAACAGAUCAAAUCGAGUUGAUACCGUUGUAUUUGUCAUUUAUACCAAACGAAACCAAAUCAAGAGAGGUGUACUCGUUGAUACUUUCUUCGGUCACAGACAAGCAGGAACGUUCUAAGCACUUACAAGCAGCAAGACGGAAUGCUGCUUUGAUGGAUGAAGAUGGAAUGGUUCUUGCAGGUGACGUGGCAAAGGAUAAACUUGACAAUGUCUUGAAGAUGAUUGUUGAAAAGGUAAUGCAUAGCACUGCAUCUCAUUACGACAAGCAUGGUGGAACAAUUGUGAUCUCUGACGAAGACCUGGAGGACGCAGUGAGCGAAGAUGAUGUGGAGUUAUGUAGUGCUGUUGCCUGGCUUUAUGAUAACAAUAUGUUUGAAGAUGCCAUAAACGCGACGGCAGAAGUCAUUCGCCGAUUCCUCAGAAAUGGUAAAUUAACCAGUUUGAGGAGAUUUGCAGAAGACAAAAACUUCAAGAGUCUCGUUUCUGCUUACAAUCUCCAGGUUACAGGAGAAGAGUAUGAUGCAGUUAGUGAAAACACAAAACUCGAGUUGGCAAGCUACGAGAACUUUGUGGAAGGGUUGAGGUUGUUGGAUCAAUGGAGAAGCUUUACAGCUGAUAAUAAUACAUAUGAUGGAUCAACUGUUGAGGCUGCACUCGCCAAGACAACCAAACUUAUGAACAGCCUCAUUUUGAAUUGGUUCCAGAGUCUGGAAGACCGCGAGUUGGUGGCAUUUAGAGAAUCUUAUGUUCCCUAUUUGAUUAUGGAGUUGCUUACAAUUUAUGAAAAUGCUAGAGAGAAAGAUUGGAAAUAUAUAAGGUUGGCUUUUGAUUUGGCCAAUCAAGUCGCUGAUGAUGAGGCUAAUGACUUGCUUCGGUGUUUUGAGGCUAGCGGGCAAUUAAAAGAUUUUUUGAAAAGAGUUGGCCAAUUGUCUGCCACUGCUACUGAGAGAGGGUUGAAUGGCUUGUACUGUUUAUAG
Lodderomyces theae is the source of this 2199-nucleotide messenger RNA. It is a transcript of the gene NUP84, whose product is annotated as Nup84p. The transcript has a single exon. The coding region runs from base 1 to 2199 and encodes 732 amino acids. Gene Ontology annotation, cellular component: nuclear pore outer ring; nuclear pore. Gene Ontology annotation, biological process: post-transcriptional tethering of RNA polymerase II gene DNA at nuclear periphery; protein import into nucleus; regulation of DNA-templated transcription. Lineage: Eukaryota; Fungi; Ascomycota; Pichiomycetes; Serinales; Debaryomycetaceae. The record is from RefSeq and is a predicted model, not a curated record. Gene Ontology annotation, molecular function: structural constituent of nuclear pore.